This is a messenger RNA of Phoenix dactylifera (date palm), 1423 nucleotides long. RefSeq names its product omega-3 fatty acid desaturase, endoplasmic reticulum. Gene Ontology annotation, molecular function: oxidoreductase activity, acting on paired donors, with oxidation of a pair of donors resulting in the reduction of molecular oxygen to two molecules of water. The record is from RefSeq and is a predicted model, not a curated record. NCBI's taxonomy places the organism in Eukaryota, Viridiplantae, Streptophyta, Magnoliopsida, Arecales, Arecaceae. Gene Ontology annotation, biological process: lipid metabolic process.
CACCCCUCACAGCCAAGAGCCCGGGCGUCGUAACAAAUGGUGAGGCUUUGGAGUUCCUUCGCACGCCCCAAAGCCUCCCUCCUCUAUGGCUGGGGACGGGCCAAGCCCAAGAGGGCCGCCGCCGCCGCCGCCACCCCGCCUGGAGCGGAGGCGGCGAGCAAGGAAGAGGAGGAAGAAGACUUCGAUCCGGCGAAUCCACCGCCGUUCCGGCUGGGGGAGAUCCGGGCAGCCAUACCAACCCAUUGCUGGGUGAAGGAUCCAUGGCGGUCGAUGAGGUACGUCGCGAGGGACGUUGUCGUCGUCGUCGGGCUUGCAGCGAUGGCGGUGUUCUUCGACGGCUGGGUGGUGUGGCCAUUGUAUUGGCUGGCCCAAGGGACCAUGUUCUGGGCUAUCUUUGUCCUCGGACAUGACUGUGGACAUGGGAGCUUCUCGGACAGUGCGAGGCUCAACAGUAUAGUGGGACACUUGCUUCACACCAUCAUUCUGGUGCCAUACCAUGGAUGGAGGAUUAGCCACAGGAAGCACCACCAGAAUCAUGGGCACGUGGAGAGGGACGAGUCAUGGCACCCGUUAUCUGAGGAGACAUACAGAGGCUUGGGCUAUCUCACUCGAAAGCUGCGGUUUUCCGAACCAUUUCCCCUGUUCGCAUUCCCUGUUUAUUUGUGGUCGAGAAGCCCUGGAAAGCAAGGCUCACACUUCCACCCGGGCAGCGACUUGUUCCAUCCAAACGAGAGAAGUGAGAUCGUUACAUCAACCAUCUGCUGGCUGGCAAUGGCGUCCCUGCUUCUAAGUCUCUCAUGGGUGAUUGGUCCUGUCCCAAUGCUCAAACUUUAUGGUGUACCCUAUGUUGUCUUUAUAAUGUGGUUGGAUUUUGUUACCUACUUGCAUCACCAUGGCCACGCCAAGAAGCUCCCAUGGUAUCGAGGCAAGGAAUGGAGCUACUUGCGAGGAGCGCUGACGACGCUCGAUCGAGACUAUGGAUGGAUCAACAACAUGCACCAUGAUAUCGGAACUCAUGUGAUACACCACCUCUUCCCCCAAAUACCUCACUACAAUCUAGUAGAAGCUACGAAGGCAGCUAAGGUUGUGCUCGGGAAAUACUACCGAGAACCUCACAAGUCUGGUCCUUUUCCUUUUCACCUAUUUGGGAUUCUAGCAAGGAGCUUGAGAAUUGAUCAUUUUGUGAGUGAUAUUGGAGAUGUUGUCUACUACCAGGCUGACCCUCAACUGCAUGGUGGCCGGCAGGAUAAGUCCGGGUGAAGCUUUGGAUGUUGCUCGGGCAACAAGAUAUAGGUUAUGCACCGAAAAAAAGAAGAAGAAGUUUGAAUGAAUUUUAUAUCAAAAAAUUUCAUUAAUUAGAGUUGUAAUAGAAGUAUAAUUAAGCCUUCCGCUUAUUGACUUAAUCUUCAUGUUUUUUGCAUUC